UAAAUCUAAAGCUCAGGCGCGUAUGCUGGCUGAAAAGAAACCGGUUCUUUCAACUGCUCGGUAUUGAGCCAUCUGGCUUGUUCCUUAUUUGUCUAUAAAUGCUUGUUAAUUUCCAGCCAUACGAUUCCUUGAUCUCCCCCAACUUCCCUCUUGCCAACUUCCCUUGAAUCGAGAUUGGAGUACCUGCAUCAACGUCGCCUCGAUGGCACAUAAUUACGAGGUCGGAGGAAGGGCAUGGCAGCCUGACCCGACGGAAGGAUGGAUUGCAUCCGAAGUCACGGAGAAGGUGGUCUAUGGGGACAAAGUGCACAUUACAUUUUUGCUGGAAAAUGGGGAGUCGAAAACUAUUGAAACCACGCAAGAUGCGCUGCAAAUAGACAACAAUCCAGCCCUGCCCCCCUUGAUGAACCCUGCGAUGUUAGAGGCCAGCGAGGACCUGACCAACCUAUCUCAUUUGAACGAGCCUGCUGGUUUGCCUGCCCUAUUUAAUGGAGAAUUCAAGUCAAGAGUCUAAUAGUCUUGUAGUAUUGCAAGCUAUUAAACUACGAUAUGCUCAGAAAGAGAUAUAUACGUAUAGUGGUAUUGUUCUCAUUGCAGCUAAUCCAUUUGCUCGAGUGGAUUCGCUCUAUGUUCCGCAGAUGGUUCAGGUGUACGCCGGAAAACACAGAGCUUCGCAGGCACCACAUCUUUUUGCCAUUGCGGAAGAAGCUUUCGCGGACAUGCUACGAGAUGGGAAGAACCAAACAAUUGUUGUUUCUGGUGAAUCGGGUGCAGGGAAAACGGUUAGCGCCAAGUACAUUAUGCGUUACUUCGCUACUCGCGAGUCCUCAGAUCAGCCUGGGAAGUAUACAACAGCUAGGGCCGAUGCAAUAAGCGAGACGGAAGAGCAGAUUCUGGCGACGAAUCCCGUUAUGGAGGCGUUUGGCAAUGCAAAGACAACACGUAACGAUAACUCUUCUCGGUUCGGCAAAUAUAUCGAGAUUAUGUUCGACAGUAAAACAAAUAUUAUUGGUGCGAAGAUCAGGACUUAUCUUCUAGAGAGAUCGAGGCUGGUAUUUCAACCCCUCAGAGAACGGAAUUACCACAUUUUUUAUCAACUCGUGGCUGGCGCAACAGAAUCGGAGAGGCAGUCGCUCGUUCUCUUUCCAGUUGAGGACUUCGAUUAUCUCAAUCAAGGCGGGACUUCGACAAUUGAUGGCGUUGAAGAUAAAGUUGAAUUUGAUGCAACCAGAAAAUCCUUGUCUACUAUCGGCGUAUCGGAACAAACACAGGCGGAGAUAUUUCGCGUCCUUGCGGCCUUACUGCAUCUUGGUAAUGUUAAAAUUAUAGCGACGCGUACGGACUCAUCUUUAUCGCCAGGAGAGCCGUCUCUCAUCCGUGCGUGCGAAAUGCUUGGAAUUGAUGCUAGCGAAUUUGCAAAAUGGAUCGUCAAAAAACAGCUUAUAACGAGAGGUGAGAAAAUCACGUCAAAUUUGACACAGCAGCAAGCUAUAGUCGUGCGUGAUUCAGUUGCGAAGUUCAUUUACUCGAGCUUGUUUGAUUGGCUUGUGGAUAAGAUUAACCGCCGUCUCGCAACAGACGAAGUUGUGAACCGGGUUAAGUUCUUCAUUGGUGUUCUAGAUAUUUACGGCUUCGAGCACUUCGCGAAAAAUUCAUUCGAACAAUUUUGCAUCAAUUAUGCAAACGAAAAACUCCAGCAGGAGUUCAACCAGCACGUUUUUAAACUGGAGCAAGAAGAAUAUGUUCGGGAACAGAUAGACUGGAAGUUCAUCGAGUUCUCAGACAAUCAACCUUGCAUUGAUCUCAUUGAAGGGAGGCUUGGGAUUCUAUCUCUCCUGGACGAGGAGUCACGAUUGCCUAUGGGCUCUGACGAACAGUUUGUAACGAAGCUUCACCACAAUUUUGCUGCCGACAAGCAGAAAUUCUACAGGAAACCUCGAUUUGGUAAAUCGGCCUUCACUAUUUGUCACUAUGCGAUUGACGUCACAUAUGAAUCCGACGGCUUCAUAGAGAAAAAUAGAGACACUGUUCCGGAUGAACACAUGGCGGUUCUUCGCAACUCAUCUAACUCGUUCAUCAAAGAGGUCCUUGACACAGCUGCGGCGGUCCGUGAAAAGGACUCCGCAUCAAUUUCGUCCAAAGCAGUUGCGGCUCCAGGUCGUAGGAUUGGCGUUGCUGUUAAUCGCAAACCUACUCUUGGGGGGAUCUUCAAGUCAUCGUUGAUUGAGCUUAUGAACACGAUCAACUCGACGGAUGUACAUUAUAUACGGUGUAUCAAACCCAAUGAAGCGAAGGAGCCCUGGAAGUUCGAAGGCCCCAUGGUACUCAGUCAGCUGAGAGCUUGUGGUGUUCUCGAAACUGUUAGAAUUUCCACUGCUGGCUACCCUACUCGCUGGACUUACGAGGAGUUUGCUCUACGGUAUUACAUGCUGUGCCAUUCAUCGCAAUGGACAUCGGAAAUCAGAGAAAUGUGCCAUGCCAUCUUGCAGAAGGCACUAGGGGAGCCUAACCACCAGAAGCAAGAUAAAUACCAACUCGGUCUAACAAAAAUAUUCUUCCGCGCAGGAAUGCUCGCCUUCCUUGAAAAUCUUCGGACAUCCCGAUUGAAUGAGUGUGCAGUGAUGAUUCAGAAGAAUCUUCGUUGCAAGUAUUACCGACGCAAAUAUCUCGAAGCUAGAGAUUCUAUUCUCACCACCCAGUCCUUAAUCAGAGGUUACCUAACAAGACGGCGUGCGGAGAAAGCACAUCAGAUUAAGGCGGCUACAACCAUUCAGAGGAUAUGGCGAGGCCAGAAGGAAAAGAGACGAUACAAUCAAAUUCGAGGUAAUUUCAUCCUCUUUCAGUCAGUCGCAAAAGGCUUUCUCUGUCGGCGACGUAUCAUGGACAGUAUUCUUGGCAACGCAGCCAAAACAAUACAACGCGCAUACCGUUCAUGGAGACAGUUACGUGCUUGGCGGCAGUAUCGUCAUAAGGUGGUUGUCAUUCAGAGUCUCUGGAGAAGCAAGGAGGCCAGGAAACUGUAUAAAAAGCUUCGGGAGGAAGCAAGGGAUCUAAAGCAGAUCUCAUACAGACUGGAAAAUAAAGUGGUGGAGUUGACACAAUAUCUUGAGUCUCUGAAGCGUGAAAAUAAGUCAUUACUUUCACAACUUGAGAACUACGAGACCCAAUUGAAGUCAUGGAGAAGUCGGCAUAACGCAUUGGAGGCUCGUUCAAAGGAACUUCAGGUUGAGGCGAACCAAGCAGGUAUUAUUGCUGCUCGGCUGACCGCCAUGGAGGAAGAGAUGAGCAGGCUACAGCAAAAUCAUACUGACGCGCAAGCUACCAUCAAGCGUCUCCAAGAGGAAGAGAGGGUUUCGCGGGAAUCUAUUCUCUCCGCUAAUCGUGAGCUAGAGCAGCUCAGGAAAGUUAAUACUGAGCACGAGAAUGAUAAAGCAUCUCUUCAUCAGCAAGUCGCCGAUCUUCAAGAGCAACUGGAGCUCACGAAACGAUCGCUGACCGUGAAUGGUGUUAAUGGAGAGUUACAGAGCGGUGGUCAAAAUCAAUCUCCUGCCAAUGGCCUAAUCAAUCUGGUAUCGUCCAAGAAACCAAAGCCAAAAAGGCGCAGUGCCGGUGCCGAGAGGAUCGAGACCGAUCGGUUCAGCGGUGCCUACAAUCCAAGACCCGUAUCGAUGGCAAUUCCGAGUUCCACUUUAAGUCGCCAGAAUAUUUCUGGUUCUACAUUCUCUCCGGGCUUAGACUUUGUUGAGGCAGAACUCGAAAAUUUGCUUUCUGAGGAGGACGAGCUCAAUGAAGAGGUUACAAUGGGCCUGAUUCGCAAUUUGAAAAUUCCACUUCCAAGCGCCAGCCCACCACCAACUGAAAAGGAAGUACUCUUCCCAGCGUAUCUAAUCAAUCUUGUUACAUCUGAAAUGUGGAACAACGGCUUCGUUAAGGAAUCCGAACGCUUUUUGGCAAACGUCAUGCAAUCUAUUCAACAGGAGGUCAUGCAGCAUGACGGGGACGAUGCCGUGAAUCCUGGAGCUUUCUGGCUCUCCAAUGUACACGAAAUGCUUUCAUUUGUAUUUCUGGCAGAGGAUUGGUAUGAGGCACAGAAGACGGAUAACUAUGAGUAUGACCGUCUUUUGGAAAUCGUGAAACAUGACCUGGAGAGUUUGGAGUUCAACAUAUACCACACCUGGAUGAAAGUUCUGAAAAAGAAACUUUACAAAAUGAUUGUUCCCGCGAUCAUCGAGUCUCAGUCUCUGCCGGGUUUUGUUACGAGCGAAACCAACCGAUUUCUUGGAAAGCUUCUUCCCUCGAGCAACAGCCCUGCCUACAGCAUGGAUAAUCUUCUCAGUCUUCUGAAUAAUGUCUUCAGGGCAAUGAAGGCUUUCUAUCUUGAGGAUUCCAUAAUAAUCCAGACUGUCACCGAGCUCCUUCGGCUUGUUGGUGUCACCGCUUUUAAUGACCUUCUUAUGCGAAGAAACUUCCUCUCCUGGAAACGCGGUCUUCAGAUCAAUUAUAACAUCACUCGGAUUGAGGAAUGGUGUAAGAGUCAUGAUUUACCGGAGGGCACAUUACAGCUGGAACAUCUUAUGCAAGCCACGAAACUUCUCCAAUUGAAGAAGGCGACUCUGAACGACAUUGAAAUAAUCCAGGACAUCUGUUGGAUGCUUUCCCCUAAUCAAAUUCAGAAGCUUCUGAAUCAGUACCUAGUUGCUGAUUAUGAGCAACCUAUUAAUGGCGAAAUUAUGAAGGCUGUGGCAUCUCGAGUUACUGAGAAGAGCGAUGUUCUUCUUCUGACACCUGUUGACAUGGAGGACAGCGGUCUAUACGAGAUCCCUGAACCACGUGUCAUCACAGCGUUGGAGACGUAUACCCCAUCUUGGCUCCAGACACCGAGAUUAAAGCGGCUCGCUGAAAUUGUUUCAGCUCAGGCGAUGGCCCAGCAGGAAAAACUUGAAAUAACCGAAAACGACGCUGUUGAUGAUUGAUGUUACAUCCAUCAUGGGAACUGAGGUUAAAUGCCAAUUGGGUUUACAUUGAGCUUGAAUUGUAAAGCUUGUUGAGCCUAAUAUCUGUACUAGUUUUCUCAGAUAUAUUUAUGUGGGUAAACAGUUCGUCUUAUUGGAGUAGGGAAAAGGUGGAUUGACCCCUGCAGGUUGUUAUAGACAGACUAUUUAAAUACUGGGUUGGCAAUAUAGGGUUUUGGAUGGUAAAGAAACGAAUCAAUUAUCUAUCAGGGUUAAUUCUUUUUGUAUAUGGAGUAUAUGCAUGUUGUAAAU
This is a messenger RNA of Monascus purpureus, 5264 nucleotides long. Lineage: Eukaryota; Fungi; Ascomycota; Eurotiomycetes; Eurotiales; Aspergillaceae. The record is from the annotation of a GenBank genome assembly.